Molecule: messenger RNA, 1003 nt
Organism: Larimichthys crocea (large yellow croaker)
Lineage: Eukaryota; Metazoa; Chordata; Actinopteri; Sciaenidae
Product: T-cell surface glycoprotein CD3 zeta chain
Exons: 7
Coding region: 227-616 (129 amino acids)
Source: RefSeq, a predicted model, not a curated record
GCGACAGCAGAGACUUACUGUGGGUGUUAAAAGGCUGUACGAAUCUUUGAAGUUCACACAGCCAGCGUGUCAGUCCAUUGACAGGUAGUCAGUUCAGCCACUUCCUCUGAUCAGAGCGAGGUAGGAAGGAGGUGGGGGUAAGAACGAGGCAACCACAAACAACCAGGAGAGCAAGAAAACUAGUUUUUCUAGAGACAGACAGACAGAGAGAGAAGGAGGGAAAGUCAUGGAUGUACAGAGGAGAGGUGUGUUUGUGCUGUUUGUGCUCCUGGUGCCUGUUUCCUGUGGCAAUGCAGAUGAGUUUUUCACCAACCCGAUCACCUGCUAUGUCCUGGACUGCAUCCUGAUUCUUUACUGCCUCGUUGCCACUGCAUUUUACUUCAGAGAGAAGUUUUCUGACCUCGCCCCUGAGGCUGUCGCAGCGCCCGAAAAUAAUGCAGACGUUUACCAGGAGCUGGAGAGACCAAAGGACACAGAUCCGUACCAGGUGCUCAGUCCAACAAAAAGAAAGAAGAGAAAGAAAAAGAGAUCAACGGCGACCUCAGCUCAGGAGACGGAUAGAGACCCCUACGAGUCUUUGACGCUGACUCCAGUUCCACCUCUGCCUCCACACUGACGUCCUGCAUGUCCUCCUCCUCCUCCAAGAGACAACUGGAGCUAAUUAGAGAUGAAUCCGCAAUUUAAUGAUUGUCCGGAUCCAGGUUCUCAUAAACGUGCCAACAUGCUAAAAUAAAGAGUUUUCUAUGUUAUUUUUGCACGUUAGCACUAAACAGAAACAUUUUCAUUGAGCCUGUUUGGUGCCACUGUAUGAAAGGCAGCUAAAAACGAGCCUAAAUUACACUGGGGAACAAUUUGAAACUCUGUUGAGUUAUUUUUUUAUGCUGAUCAAAACUAAAAUUGGCGUGCUGAUUCCAAAGUCAGUUUUUGUAAGUUCUGUUUGGUUUGAUGCUGCUUUUGUAGUUUUCUACGGAAGCCCUAAAAGGCCAUACAUACAUACAUUUUA